GUUUAGAAGAAGUCAAGAAGAGGAUGUCUGGAAAAAGUUUCAAAAUGAGAGCUGAACACAAAGCUCCUGUAAUAGGGGAGUCCCUCUACCUGUGGGCAGGGAACCAGAUUGACUUACCUAAAGUUCAUGACUCCCUUCAAAAGAGGGAACUGACCUCAAGAGUUGAUGUGUACCAGCUUUCUACUGCUGAUUGGUCCUCUCGCCUAACAAGAGGUACUCCUCCAUUAGGAGUAGCUGCCUACUCUUGUACCACCUCUCAUUCUAAUAUUUACUAUUUUGGUGGAUAUUGUGGUCAUGAUGACUGUUACCACAAUACGUUGAAUGUACUGAAUACGAUAAAGAUGGAGUGGACUUCAUGCAGUAAUGUUGAACAGUCGUUGAUGAAGAAAGGCUAUAGGAUAAUAAGAAACUGA
Molecule: messenger RNA, 413 nt
Organism: Amphimedon queenslandica
Lineage: Eukaryota; Metazoa; Porifera; Demospongiae; Haplosclerida; Niphatidae
Product: kelch domain-containing protein 3-like
Exons: 3
Coding region: 24-413 (129 amino acids)
Molecular function (GO): protein binding
Source: RefSeq, a predicted model, not a curated record